Anopheles maculipalpis is the source of this 2243-nucleotide messenger RNA. It is a transcript of the gene Axs, whose product is annotated as anoctamin-10. The transcript is spliced from 6 exons. The record is from RefSeq and is a predicted model, not a curated record. Bases 9 to 2243 code for a protein of 744 amino acids. Gene Ontology annotation, molecular function: chloride channel activity. Gene Ontology annotation, cellular component: plasma membrane. NCBI's taxonomy places the organism in Eukaryota, Metazoa, Arthropoda, Insecta, Diptera, Culicidae. Gene Ontology annotation, biological process: chloride transmembrane transport.
CGUUGAACAUGGAAGACAUUAAGGAAAACCUUAUCCCCAUCCUACACUUUGCGGAGAAUGACGAGGAAGAGCUAGCGGAAGAGAUUGGACUACCGAGGCGUCCGACCAUACCAUCGCUACUGCAGCGGAACUCGCAAAUUAACCUCCUAGAGCAGAUGGAUCACAGUGGCGAGCAGAACAAGCUGAACGAGCUACGGCAGCGCAAAGGUACGGUACGGUUUACCCACUCGAAAGUCACCCGACAGGAUAAGGCACAACCACCGGACGAACAAACGCCGUUCGGCGAAAGUCUUAUGGUGCUGGAGUUUGGUGAGGAUGCUCCGAUCGAGGCGAUACAGUGGAUUAUGGAUAAAAUCCGUGGUCGCCGGGUGGACGGUGGGAUGGAAUUGCUUGUGCGAAAGGAACCUUUAAGCAAAGAAAGCCAAACGAUCAUAUUUCAUAUCUCCGCCACACACAUGAAGCUGCUCGAAAUUGCGGACGAUAUGGGCUUCAUGAAGCGCACCAAGACUGGCAUCAUUCGUAACUUUAACGUGGCCUGUUUGGACGAGUUUUUCUACGACGAAGGUAUGUCGCUCGAGGACAUCCUAACGCCCGCCGACCGGCAGAUCAUCGUCAAGUACGCGCUCGAAACGAUCAAGGCGGCCGAUGACGAACAUCGCAUACCGGGCACGAAGAUCAUACUCUACCACGGUCAAUCGAUCAUACAGGCGGCACUGAGUGCGGAGCUGAUUAGCAAUCUAUACUCACUGCACGACAAGCGAACGCUGAAAGAGCUCCGCCACCGAUGGAUCAAACCGACCCGCGUACAACCGAUUGAUGAGAUACGGGACUAUUUCGGGGAGAGUGUCGGUAUGUACUUUUCCUUCCUUGGAUUCUACACGUAUGCGCUCGUAGUGCCAACGGUGUUCGGCUUCCUACAGCUUGGCCUUUCGGAGGAAACGGAAACAGUGCCAUUUUUCUGCGUGUUUUACGUCGUGUGGAUGAAGGUGUUUUUGGAGCUGUGGAAGCGUAAAAGUUCAUCGCAUGCGUACCGUUGGGGUACGAUCACGAUGACCAAUCUGGACGAACCGCGACCCGGAUACUAUGGGAAGCUGGCGCGCGAUCCCAUCACCGGCAAGUGGACCCCACAGUACCCGAAGUGGAAAACGUACGUCCAGAUGUACUGCGUGACGGCACCGAUCAUUUUACUAUGCAUGGCCAUUGCCGCGUUUGUGACGAUCUUCCAGUUUUACGUCGAAGCGUACCUGGCCGAACUGUUCGGACCGGAUGCGUACAUACUUUACCUACCGUCGGUGGUGAACGCGAUCUACAUUGCCGUCUCGACGCUGGCGUACGAUCGGCUGGCAACGUACCUUACGGACAAGGAAAACCAUCGCACCCAGAGCCAGUACGAGCGGCACCGCGUGAACAAGCUGAUUGUGCUUGAGUUCGUAAACAAUUUCCUGUGCCUGUUCUACAUCGCGUUCAUACUGCAGGACAUGAAGAUGCUUAAAACGCAGCUCAUGAUGCAGCUGAUCGUGCUACAGUUCCUUCAGAAUGUGUUUGAAAAUUUGUACCCUUACCUGAAGAAGAAGGUUGGGCUGAAGAUUGUACGGCUGUUUGUGAAAUCUAAUUACGAGAAGCUCAAGCAAGCACACGAAUCGUACGACGAAAUGGGCCUUCGUUCGCUGGAUGAUGAUGAUCCGCGGGUGGUACAGAACCGCAAGGAAACGAUCCUGGAAGAGUACAACACGUACGACGACUAUCUCGAGCUGUACAUACAGUUCGGGUACGUGGUACUGUUUUCCUCCGUCGCUCCACUAACGGCUUUCUGGGCGAUUCUGAACAAUGUGAUCGAGAUACGGCUCGAUGCGUACAAGCUGUGCAGCUUCUUCAAGCGACCGUUUGCUCGCCGGACGAAAAACAUCGGUGCGUGGCAGUUGGCGUUCGAAACGUUAGCUGUCAUUUCGAUCCUUACCAACUGUGGCAUUCUCUAUCUAUCGCCCCAAAUGAGAGAACUUGGUGCUGGAUUUACCCGAGAAGCGUACACACUCUCCUUCCUCAUUAUCGAGCAUGUACUGCUCGCAUUAACCUGGUUCAUCUACAAAGCCAUCCCGGAUACACCGCACUGGGUGCGUGUGGCUUUGGCAAAAGCCGAGCACGAAUCGCGCCAAGCGCUCAAACGUGAGAAUGCACAACGAUCUCGCAAUGUGCUGUUUCGCAGGUUUCGUAGCGUAUACGAUACGCAUUCGAUGCUCAACUGA